CAGUCCUCGGUGGACAGGCGUGCCGAUGCUGUCCGUCCAGCCCAAAGGGAAGCAGAAGGGCUGCGCCGGCUGCAACCGCAAGAUCAAGGACCGCUACCUGUUGAAGGCUCUGGACAAGUACUGGCACGAGGACUGCCUCAAGUGCGCCUGCUGCGACUGCCGCCUGGGCGAGGUGGGCUCCACCCUCUACACCAAGGCCAACCUCAUCCUGUGCCGCCGAGACUACCUGAGGCUGUUUGGCACCACGGGAAACUGCGCUGCCUGCAGCAAGCUGAUCCCAGCCUUCGAGAUGGUGAUGCGGGCCCGGGACAAUGUGUAUCACCUCGACUGCUUCGCCUGCCAGCUCUGCAACCAGAGAUUUUGUGUGGGAGACAAAUUCUUCCUGAAGAACAACAUGAUCUUGUGUCAGAUGGACUAUGAGGAGGGGCAGCUCAAUGGCACCUUUGACUCGCAGGUUCAGUAAUGCCCGGCGCCUGGCCUCCGGCCCAUCUGUCCGUCUGCCCGCCUGCCCACCGCCCGGCCGGCCAACUGCUCUCCCGCCAAUUAGAACUCCUCCGUCCUCCACGGGAAGGACGGCCCUCCCUCCGCCGUUGCCCGUCUGUGUGUGACCCUCCUGGGGCCAGGCUGGGCCUGUACAGUCUGUCUUCUGUAUAUAAAUGGGAACAUUUAUUUUAUGAGAAAUGUAAUGCGAUUUUAUUACUGGCGUGGAUUAAACUUAUGAAUGUUUCCGGGGAGGUUA
Molecule: messenger RNA, 739 nt
Organism: Myotis brandtii (Brandt's bat)
Lineage: Eukaryota; Metazoa; Chordata; Mammalia; Chiroptera; Vespertilionidae
Gene: LMO1
Product: LIM domain only 1 (rhombotin 1)
Exons: 4
Coding region: 26-463 (145 amino acids)
Biological process (GO): positive regulation of transcription by RNA polymerase II
Cellular component (GO): nucleus
Molecular function (GO): transcription coactivator activity; DNA-binding transcription factor binding
Source: RefSeq, a predicted model, not a curated record